GCGGGGUUUGGGGUGGCCGGUCAGCCGACUCCGGCGGAGGAGCCCGGCCCGCGCUGCCUGUGCUGCCGCACCAGCAGAAGUCAAAGGCGCAGCCGGGGUCGGACCGGGGCCAUGGGCGCCCCGCGCUGCCCGGGUCAUGAGGACGGAGGCGGAAGCAGCGAAGGCGCAGCUGGAUCCCGGGGACUUUGUACAGCUGCCUGUGCCCAUCAUUCAGCAGCUCUACCACUGGGACUGCGGCCUAGCCUGCUCCAGGAUGGUGCUGCGGUACCUAGGCCAGCUGGACGAUGGAGAGUUUGAGAGCGCCUUGCAGGAGCUGCGGCUGACCAGGAGCAUCUGGACCAUCGACCUAGCCUACCUGAUGCGCCAUUUUGGCGUGAGGCACCGCUUUUGUACCCAGACCCUGGGUGUUGACAAGGGCUACAAGAACCAGUCUUUCUAUAGGAAGCACUUUGACACAGAGGAGACCCGGGUGAACCAGCUGUUCGCACAAGCCAAGGCCUGCAAGGUGCUUGUGGAGAAAUGCACAGUGAGCAUACAGGACAUCCAAGAGCACCUGGCUCAGGGCCACGUAGCCAUCGUGCUGGUGAACUCCGGGGUGCUGCACUGCGACCUGUGCUCCAGCCCCGUCAAGUACUGCUGCUUCGCCCCCAGUGGCCACCGCUGCUUCUGUCGCACCCCAGACUACCAAGGCCACUUCAUUGUGCUGCGCGGCUACAACAGGGCCACUGGCUGUAUCUUUUACAACAACCCAGCCUACGCAGACCGAAUGUGCAGCACCAGUAUCAGUAAUUUUGAGGAAGCCAGAACCAGCUAUGGCACAGAUGAGGACAUCCUCUUUGUCUAUCUGGAUAGCUGACACUGGGUCCCUGGACCCUACGCCCUACCCAUGCCAGGCCCAUUCAGGACACCCAGGCCUGGGGCUGCUGGGACUUGGAGCCUUAGCCUGUCUGACAAAGUCCCGUGGAAUUCUGGGAAACUGGCACAUCUGCUUUGCCUCCCAGUGCUGUGUUAUCAUGCUGCUUACCCCAAACACCUGUUGGUUGCUGCAGGCAUCCUCAGACCGUCGGAGGGAAGCCUCCCACAGGACAUCGAGCCUGAUUCCAGUCAGGCCCAGAGGAAGUAUAGGCCCAAGGGUGCCCUUGCUGCUUCCUACAGAGAAACAAGGCGAGGGGAGAAACCCGAGUCAGUUUCCCCCGUAGACCUCAGGAACCUGGAGAGAGUGGUCACUUGACCUGAUGUCAUGUGUAGGACAGCAUCUGUGUGUUUAGUGAGUACAGAUGAACCGAAGCCCUGCUCUCCUGGAAGUACUGCAGAGCCCACUGUCCCUGUGGUGAGUGCCGUCACCACUGCCUCCUUCCUCCUCAUGGGUGCACAUUUUGGGGACUUGCUUCAUGGCCUCUGGUCCUGACUGUGCAGUGUAGACACACCUCUGAGCCACUGGGCUCUGCAGUGCCCUGGCUCCUGGGGACACCAGGGCUCCUCACGGCCUUCCAGGUACUGAACUUCCAUAGAUGGGGUAGUGGCUGGACUCUCCAUUCGCUGCUAUGCCCAGUGACUGGCAUCAGGGAACAUGCUUCAGGAAUAAACAUCUGCACAGUCCUAGUGCCCCCCUCCCCCUCCAAGGCCUCCUGACACCAGCCUAAAUCUCGACAGUGGAGGCCUCCUCUGAAUGUAGGGAGCCCCAGGUCUCUUGAGGGUGGGCCUGCACUGAUGCAGUGGGAGAAGGGCAGCCGGCAGCCACCUCCUACCCUAGUUUUCACACCAAGACCUUUUGCACAGGGUACUGAGUCUCUUGUCUUGAUGGAGAGGAGCAGCGCCUCCUCGGGAUCACCCAGCACCUCCAGGUAGCAUCAGCUGGAACUAGUUCCUUCCUAAAUUGCGGGGUUUUUUGGGGGGGGCGGGGGGAGACAAGUUUAUUCUGCAGUACUGGAGAUCAAGCCCAGGGCCUUCGCACU
Molecule: messenger RNA, 1955 nt
Organism: Octodon degus (degu)
Lineage: Eukaryota; Metazoa; Chordata; Mammalia; Rodentia; Octodontidae
Gene: Gucd1
Product: guanylyl cyclase domain containing 1
Exons: 6
Coding region: 137-856 (239 amino acids)
Source: RefSeq, a predicted model, not a curated record